AUGCCUUAUGCUGAGCUGGUCAAUUGCUGGGCUGUUAACAUGCACAUCGGUUCCUCGUGGACCGUUAACCUCGCCAACCUGCGAGGCGAAUACAUUGCUGGCGAAUUCCGCACAAAGGGUGCCCCUAUUUACGGCGGCCCUACCGUUGACGCUCUGGGCCGUGUCGCCACUGGGAGGACUUUUCCAACGAUUCAAAGGGCUUCAUGGUUUACUCAAGGAAAGAGCUCGGCUUUCAAGGCUUCGUUCUUACAGAUUGUAACGGGAGCCUGUUCUGCGAUUGCUUGGUCGACAUGGCGACUCGCAUCCUCGGUCCUUGGUACCAAAUGGGCCAAGACAAGGGCUAUCCACCCCCAGGUAUUGGACCUGACCAAGGACUGGUCUAAACCACGCAAGAAGGUCAACACUCGCGAUUCUGUUGCCAAAAGCACGCUGCUCGUAUCAACCCCGCUUUAUGGACGUGCCAGAUUCGUCAAUCAAGGACAGUUGGGAGUAAUAAACGGUCCAUGGGGCAACGAAGCCGAAUCUACAAAUAGCACUCUGGUGAACGACAAUGUUGCCGGCGACGCUUACUAUAGCUCCCUCAUCGCCAUCAACGGCACCAUCAUUCGGGGCGGGGGCUCUGGCACCAACUCGCCGGCCUAUAUUAACUUCCCCUUUAUUGCUUUGGACCGGCGUGCUUAUGAUGGUGACUUCUCUCUCUUCUGGGACUUUGAGUCAACGAACCCCGAGGUCAAUUCAAACAGCGACGCCUGCGUGGUCUUCAUUAAUGCCUACCCGAACAGGGAGGUGUCGAGACUGAUUUUUUCACUUGCUCUAGAUGACCACUCGGACACCCUGGUACAGAAUGUUGCCAAGAAGUGCAACUGCACCAUCGUGGUCAUGCCUAAUACAUGUAGUCCAGAUGGUGCUUUAAAUAACUAG
This is a messenger RNA of Trichoderma asperellum CBS 433.97, 921 nucleotides long. Lineage: Eukaryota; Fungi; Ascomycota; Sordariomycetes; Hypocreales; Hypocreaceae. The record is from RefSeq and is a predicted model, not a curated record.